Messenger RNA from Lytechinus pictus (painted urchin), 2391 nucleotides. Its product is annotated as 1-acyl-sn-glycerol-3-phosphate acyltransferase alpha-like. Lineage: Eukaryota; Metazoa; Echinodermata; Echinoidea; Temnopleuroida; Toxopneustidae. Gene Ontology annotation, biological process: phosphatidic acid biosynthetic process. The transcript has 6 exons. The record is from RefSeq and is a predicted model, not a curated record. The coding region runs from base 773 to 1660 and encodes 295 amino acids. Gene Ontology annotation, cellular component: endoplasmic reticulum. Gene Ontology annotation, molecular function: 1-acylglycerol-3-phosphate O-acyltransferase activity.
ACUCGUAUUUAUUUUGUGAUAGCGAUUAUUUGCUGUCUUUGGAGAUCCCAUCUUCAGUCUAGUCAGUAGUCGUAAUUAUGCAGCAACCGUGUAAUCAAAGCUGUGUUGUCAUUAAGAUAAUUUCAGAAGUUUUGAUAAACUAAAAGUCCAAUAUUAGCAUCGUUCUUAUAAAUGCACUUUGGACAAUGCAAAUGGAUGUUUUGCAUAUCAUGCUGGUGGUGUGACUGAAAAUGAAGCAGCAUUCAUCGAUCUGAUCAAUUACUGAAUUAUCCCACAAAGGUUUCUAAACCGAACUCUCAGUCACUCUUUUAUAAAGGCAUAAAUAGGUUGAUAUUUGAUAUUCUUCGCUUGAAUUAUUUGAAUUUUGCUCGGAUUGGCGACGUCAACUCAAUAUAUUGACAGGAUAUCAUAACGAAGUGAAUUUAUUUCAUUCUCCUGAACGAAAACAACCAAACGGUCUUGACAUUCAAUCAAUUACACAUAACAUUGUAAUUUCUACUGGUACACUUGAAAUAUGUACAACUGCAUGAGUGCGACGAACAACAGCGAGUGAAUACAUUCAAUUUGGUAAAAUAAUGCAUGAUUAUCUUGAGAUACAAUUCACCAUAUUUGCGUUAUAGACGCACCUAGACAAGACGUCAAUCUGGUGAAUUGUUGCAAUUUGUUGGAAGGGAAAGGAUAAGAAGAAAAUUAAAAACAACGAAUCAACAAGAAGAGGCAGAAUAAGUAGAAUAACCAAAUAGAAAGUAAAAGACCACAAAGUUCUUCAAACAUGACGUGGGACGCAGAAAACAAGGGAGGAGACAGUAUUGGACUAGAACCAAGUCCUGGAACCGAUUCAUCACUAUCUAGUCUGAGUCUAUGGAUAACCCUUUUCACCUUGUGUGCUAUUGUCAUCAUCAGCAACCGCAAACUUCGGUUCUAUAUGAAAUACCAUGCCUUCACUGGGAUAUACUUCUUUUUCGGCAUCAUAUGUGUGCCCUUUAUGCUAUUUAACCCUUGCGACCCCAAGGCAGUGACAGUCCCGAUAUUUUUCGCUCGUUGGGUUCAAAGUCCUCUGUUCGGUAUUAGUGCCAAGAUUAUCGGAAUGGAACGAUAUCCAGACGGCCCCUUCGUCAUCGUUUGUAAUCAUCAAAGUUCACUUGAUUGUUUAGGACUGGUGGAACUUUGGCCACCGCGUAGUGUGAUCAUCAUGAAGAAGAUGCUAAAGUACGCGGGUCCAUUUGGAAUUUGUGCCAUCCUAGCCGGGACUAUUUUUGUCGAAAGGAACAAGAAUCGCAGCACCAGAGACAACCUAAAAGAUGCCGUCGAAGUCAUUAAAAGAAAAGGAUACCGAGUUUUCUUUUUCCCCGAGGGAACGAGAAGAUUAACUCAGAAGAAUACAGAGAGUUCAGAACCCAUGCUCCCCUUCAAAAAGGGGGCUUUCAAUGUUGCCAUUUUAACUCAGGUGCCCAUUGUCCCUAUUGUAUUCCAGUCACAGAAGCAUCUAAUUGAUUUCAAGAAAUACAUUUUCGUUCCAGGUGAAUAUAAAGGAGUUGUCCUACCACCUAUCUCAACAGAAGGACUGACUUUAGAUGACGCCCAGGAUCUGUGUGACAGAGUUCGCGCCAAGAUGAUCGACUGUUUCAACGAACUUGAGAAUGGGUCACACACCAAAUGAAUGACAGCUUAUUUCAUGAACUAGUCGAUAGACAUACACAGCAGGAUGCUUAGACUAUAUACGUUCGGAGUACACUGUAAAAAAUAUUGGGUAAAAUUUUAACCAGCACGAGGGUAAGUAUGUGUCCAACCAGUUUGGGGCAGUAUUUUACCCAAUGCGGGAAGCAUAAGCAGCAAAUGCUUUCUUUAAUGGGCAAAAUUUUCAUCACACUGGAUAAAUAAAAAUGCCAAAAAGAAAUGCCUAAUGUUGGUUGGACACGUAAUUACCCUCAUGGAGCAUUAUUACCCACAAUUUUUUAGAGUGUAUACUGAAUUGAUAUGGGAUUUAAAAAAAAGAAUGUUUUAAUAAUCAAUCGACAGUGUCAACGAAUUUCUGUGCCUACUUUGAAAAGAUUGCCCGUUUGUCUAUUUCAACAAAUUUGUGGAAAGUUUAAGCGCUUUUAACCAACUAAUUUGUUCUCAGCCAGUCGGAUACCAGGAUUAUGGGAGAUCAUAGAAAUUGACAUAACUGAAUACUCGCCUUAUAUAGUAAAUUAUACUCCUGCAUAUAUCUGCAUUAAAACAUAGUGGUGUGACCAUGACUAUAGAUAUGAUAGAGAGCAAUUUUGUACAGGAAGUUGAUUCUUACAUGUAUUAUGCCAUGUUUUAUACUUCGUUUCUUCCUCAUCAUUAUUCAUAAUAAGAUUAAGAAUAAUAAAAAUUCAAACUAGUCUCUUCAGUUCUAGUACACAG